UAAACCGGAAAUACUGUCAUGGAAUGUAAACAAUUAAAAACUAGUUAAAAUGACGAUUUUUAAGUUUUAUUACAAUAUGUCACCGAAAAUUUAAAUUUAGACUUUCUAAAUUACGUUUCAAAUCAAACAUGGACAAUUAUGAGAAGAUCAGAGUCGUUGGAAGGGGUGCAUAUGGGACCGUUCAUUUAUGUCUCCGCCUGAGCGACAAGAAACACGUGAUCAUCAAGCAGAUCCCGGUGGAGCAGAUGACCAAGGAUGAGAGGCAAGCCGCGCUGAAUGAAGUCAUAGUGCUAUCGAUGUUGAGUCACCCAAAUAUCAUCGAGUAUUAUGAGAAUUUCUUAGAGGAUAAGGCGCUGAUGAUUGUUAUGGAAUACGCUCAGGGUGGUACCCUUAAUGACUAUUUACAGUCCCAGAAUGGUCGACUACUGGAGGAAGAGGAAAUUCUUUGCUUCUUUGCCCAGAUGUUGUUAUCUAUACAGCAUGUGCACUCAAAGCAAAUCUUACACCGUGACCUAAAAACACAGAAUAUUCUACUGGACAAAACGAAGAAAGUCGUUAAAAUUGGUGACUUUGGCAUCUCCAAAGUCCUCAGCAGUAAAAGUAAAGCCUAUACAGUUGUGGGGACACCAUGCUACAUUUCUCCAGAGCUUUGCGAAGGAAAACCAUAUAACCAGAAGAGUGAUAUUUGGGCACUGGGCUGUGUCUUGUAUGAGCUGGCCAGUCUGAAACGGGCAUUUGAGGCCGCAAAUUUGCCAGCGUUAAUCCUGAAGAUCAUGCGCGGCACGUUCGCCCCGAUAUCGGAGCAUUACAGCAACGAGCUGCGGUCCCUGAUCCUUUCCAUGCUUCACCUUGACCCUGGCAAGCGCCCUGACAUCAACCAGAUCAUGGCCCAGCCAAUCAUCAUCAACGCAAUCAUCAACAUACACACUGACCUUGGGAAGAUACCUUGUGCAAGGACAUAUCGGCCCAUCACUCCUGCCUUGCCAUCAACAGCCAGGAGCAGAGUACGGGGCAGUGCAGUCAGUGUCAGGGAGUCCAUGCCGGCCAAACCCCAGUCCCUGAGUAGCGUGUAUUGCUGGGGUGGGGGUAUCAACUCGGCAAUCAAGCUUCCCUUGCCAACCAAUGACACUCAGGUCAUUGAGGUGUCUGCUGGCCGGACUCAGAAAGCGGCGGUCACAAAAAAUGGGAGACUCUUCAACUGGGAGUCCCAAGGCGUAGGGGCUGACUCCCUAAUCCCUGGAGCCUUGGAUACAGGCUCACCGGGAUACUUCCCGCGGUUUCUUGAAGGCCAGUCUGCGGUUGCGAUCCAACAUGUGGCGUGUGGAGACCUGUUUGUGGCGUGUCUCACUGAUCGCGGGAUCCUCAUGACGUAUGGGAGUGGGGCACACGGGUGCCUUGGGCAUGGAAGCCUCAAUGAUGUCACACAGGCAAAGAUCGUUGAAGCGUUGCUAGGUUACGAGGUGGUGCAGGUGUCGUGUGGGGCAUCACAUGUCCUGGCAGUGACCAAUGAGAAUCAAGUGUUUGCAUGGGGGCGAGGGGAUAAUGGCCGGCUUGGACUGGGUAACGCGGAUUCACACACCACGCCUCAGGCUGUGAGUUUUCCUGAGGGGUCCAGUCCAUGUUUUGUGAACUGUGGAGUAGACUGCUCCAUGAUUAUCACCCUUGACAACAAGCUCUUCUGCUCUGGAAGCAACAGGUACAACAAAUGUUGUUUGGAUGAAAACACAAGGGAGGGAGUCACUACCAAAUCAGUGGAGGAAGUGAGGACUUUCACUAGAGUAACUUCCCCUCCGAUAGGAAAUUCCCUUGUAAAAACAGUUGCCACUGGGACGUCUCAUUCUGCAAUUGUAACAGUUGAUGGUGAGCUAUACACAUGCGGUGCAAACCAGUUUGGGCAGCUUGGAUAUCAAACGGACUUCAACAGCAAACAAGCAGGCCUGGUAUCCACUGUGAAAGACCGCAAAAUCACCAUGGUAGCGUGUGGGGAUACCUUUACAGUGGCCGUUAGUCAAGAUGCUGAAGUGUUUUCAUUUGGUAAAAGUGCGCGAGGUCGGCUGGGCCGGUCUGAUUCAGACACAAUGACUCCUAAACCAGUCAGCAUACCCAGCGAUGAAGUGUUCACUGUCGUCUCCAUAUCCUGCAGCCACGGAACAACAUUACUCGCCACUAAACCUACUCAGAGUGUGACAGACUGAUUGAAGCUGUCAUUAGAAACCAAGAGCAAGCAUUAUUUGAUUCUGAAGCCAGAUACACCGCACAAACUGCGCGGCCAAGUUGUGAAAAAACUUGAUUUAGUGCAAGUGCAUAAAGCGUCAUACCAUAAAAGCCUGUGCAGUUUGCACAGUCUAAUAAGGGUGAUACUUUCCGCUUUAAUGUAAUGACCAUCCGGUAUGGUCUGAAAGUGUUGUCCCUGAUUAGCCUGUGAUAAAACAUGCUAAUCUGGAACGGAAUUUUAUGCACAUGCAUUAAGCCUUUUUUUCCCAGAGCAAGACUAAAUUACCAGUAAAUGAUUUUUACAUAAAGUAAUACGAAGUAUUGUAGUCUUUCAUUGUCAGUGAUCUAAAGUAAUACGAAGUAUUGUAGUCUCUCAUUGUCAGUGAUCUAAAGUAAUACAAAGUAUUGUAGUCUUUCAUUGUCAGUGAUCUAAAGUAAUAUGAAGUAUUGUAGUCUUUCGUUGUCAGUGAUCUAAAGUAAUAUGAAGUAUUGUAGUCUUUCAUUGUCAGUGAUCUAAAGUAAUACGAAGUAUUGUAGUAUUUCAUUGUCAGUGAUCUAAAGUAAUAUGAAGUAUUGUAGUCUUUCAUUGUCAGUGAUCUAAAGUAAUACAAAGUAUUGUAGUCUUUCAUUGUCAGUGAUCUAAAGUAAUACGAAGUAUUGUAGUCUUUCAUUGUCAGUGAUCUAAAGUAAAACGAAGUAUUGUAGUCUUUCAUUGUCAGUGAUCUAAAGUAAUAGAAGUAUUGUAGUCUUUCAUUGUCAGUGAUCUAAAGUACUACAAAGAAUUGUAGUCUUUCAUUGUCAGUGAUCUUAAGUAAUACGAAGUAUUGUAGUCUUUCAUUGUCAGUGAUCUAAAGUAAUACGAAGUAUUGUAGUCUUUCAUUGUCAGUGAUCUAAAGUAAUACGAAGUAUUGUAGUCUUUCAUUGUCAGUGAUCUAAAGUAAUACGAAAUAUUGUAGUCUUUCAUUGUCAGUGAUCUAAAGUAACACGAAGUAUUGUAGUCUUUCAUUGUCAGUGAUCUUCAUGUGUCAGUCCGUCCUUCUUUGACAAUCAUAUAUGUUAAGUGUAAGGUUGUUAUGUAUUUAAUCCGUUAUGAGGUGAAAUAAACUAAAGAUCUGACUUGUCUAUGCCACAUGUGUUGUGUUCUCUACAUUGUUUGAGUUUAACUUGUGUACAUUUUAUUAUUGAAUUUUAAAUGUCCUUUUGAUAACUUUUAACUUAAAUUGAUGUAACAAAAUGUUCUCACCAUAAACAAAAUCAUAUAGAUAAAUUAAAAUUGUACAAACAUU
This is a messenger RNA of Dreissena polymorpha, 3500 nucleotides long. Its product is annotated as serine/threonine-protein kinase Nek8-like. Bases 129 to 2195 code for a protein of 688 amino acids. The transcript is spliced from 16 exons. Gene Ontology annotation, molecular function: ATP binding; protein kinase activity. Lineage: Eukaryota; Metazoa; Mollusca; Bivalvia; Myida; Dreissenidae. The record is from RefSeq and is a predicted model, not a curated record. Gene Ontology annotation, biological process: protein phosphorylation.